AUGAUGAAGACCUUUGGCAUCUUGCUCAUCUUGGGUCUUCUACCUCUGUGGACAAAGCUGUCAUCUGUGCACGGACAUAAACCGGGAUACACUUGGGUUUGCCCACGAACUCCUUAUGUAUGCAUUCGAGCAGAGCCUGAUGAGUGUAAAUCUGAUUUGACUUGCAAAGGAAGGAAAUGCUGUGAUUAUGCUUGCGCAAAACGCUGUGUGGAACCAGUGAAAGAAAAGUAUGGCGUGUGCCCACCAGAUUAUACCAGAUGCGCUGCUCUAGAAUCUGAUCAGUGUACAUCAGAUUCUGAUUGCAAAGGAGACAAGAAGUGCUGUUUUUGGCAAUGUGCACAUCGCUGUGUGCCUCCCUUGAAAGGUGAAUCAAUAAGCUGAAGACAUCCUCACAGAAGAAAAAGAAGUCAACAUGUCACUGACUUGGGAAUAAAGUUCACCAGUUCAUCCUCAUAAAUCAUCUGAAGGAACUCACUAUCUAGU
Molecule: messenger RNA, 483 nt
Organism: Sphaerodactylus townsendi
Lineage: Eukaryota; Metazoa; Chordata; Lepidosauria; Squamata; Sphaerodactylidae
Product: WAP four-disulfide core domain protein 5-like
Exons: 4
Coding region: 1-381 (126 amino acids)
Cellular component (GO): extracellular region
Molecular function (GO): peptidase inhibitor activity
Source: RefSeq, a predicted model, not a curated record